Ricinus communis (castor bean) is the source of this 636-nucleotide messenger RNA. RefSeq lists its product as uncharacterized. The record is from RefSeq and is a predicted model, not a curated record. NCBI's taxonomy places the organism in Eukaryota, Viridiplantae, Streptophyta, Magnoliopsida, Malpighiales, Euphorbiaceae. The coding region runs from base 1 to 636 and encodes 211 amino acids. The transcript has a single exon.
AUGAUUAAUGGCUCUCCUUGGAGUUUUAUUGUUCCAAAAAAAGGCUUGAGACAAAGGGAUCCAUUAUCUCAUUUCAUGUAUGAUGAGGCUCUUUCAGGUCUAAUCUCAAAAGCCAAAGUGGAAGGCAAAACUCAUGAUGUUAUGAUUGCUCGUCAAGCCCCAAAGAUUUCACAUAUUCUCUUUGUAGAUGACUCUAUCAUUUUUCACUAUGUGAUUAUCCAGGAAGCUAUUGAGAUUCAAAAAAUUUUAAAGCUCUAUGAAGAUGCUUCAGGCCAACUUAUUAACUUUGAUAAGUCGACAGUACCCUUUAGUAGUAACAUUGGCGAAAGUAGAAGGAGGGAAUUGUGCUAUUUAUUAGGGUUACAAGGAGUAGUGAAGCAUAAAAAAUAUUUGGGUCUUCCAACCAUGCAGGAACGCCCUAAGAAGGAAACUUUUGGAAUGUUAUCUGAGAGGGUAUGGAAAAAGCUUAAAGGAAGAAAUAAAACCUAUUAUCAAAGGCGGGGGAAAAAGGUUCUUCUAAAGUCGAUGGUGCAAGCUAUUCCAGCCUAUAUCAUGAGUGUGCUUAGGCUUUCUAAAGGUCUUUGCAAUGAUUUACAAACUCUUAUAGCUCGAUUUUGGUGGAGACAUGAAUAUUGA